UUAUGCCUAGACUUAGGCCAGAUGUUUGUAGAGCAAUUUUGGCUACUUCUAUUAUAUGGAUACUUGUUGAUAUAAUUAUUCUUUUUUAUUAUCUUGAUAGAAGCCUUAUUGGUUCACAAUCAGAAAGGACGAUUAUGCCCCAAAAGGAACAAAUUUCUAAUGAUAUUAAAUCCAAUGAGAAGGAAAAAAUAUUAAGAAGACCAAAAAAUAGAGAAAUCGCCCUUCCAGAACAACCAAAAGAAGAGGACAAAGAAUUGGAAUUGUUACUUUCUCAAUUAAAUUUUGAUCCAAAUGGGCCAGGAGAAGGUGGAAAAGGGGUUGAAAUUGCUAAAGAAAAGGAAGAAGAGAAAAAAGAAAAGUUCAAACAAAAUCAAUUUAACCUUAUGGCAUCUGAUCAAAUUAGCGUUAACAGAACAAUUCCUGAUUAUAGAACUGAAAAAUGUAAAAGUCAGCCUGUCCCUGAAAAUUUACCGACAGUUUCAAUUAUAAUCGUUUUUCACAACGAAGCUUGGAGUACUUUAUUGCGAACUCUUCACUCUGUUGUUAAUCGAACGCCGCUCAAACUUUUAAAAGAAAUUAUUUUAAUUGAUGAUAAAAGUGAAAGAGCUUAUUUAAAGAAACCAUUGAAAAGAUACAUUAGAAGAUUCACGAUUCCUGUGCACUUGGUUAGAUUAAGAAAAAUUUUUUAA
This is a messenger RNA of Meloidogyne enterolobii, 689 nucleotides long. Lineage: Eukaryota; Metazoa; Nematoda; Chromadorea; Rhabditida; Meloidogynidae. The record is from the annotation of a GenBank genome assembly.